Messenger RNA from Varroa destructor (honeybee mite), 1814 nucleotides. Its product is annotated as aldehyde dehydrogenase 1A1-like. The record is from RefSeq and is a predicted model, not a curated record. NCBI's taxonomy places the organism in Eukaryota, Metazoa, Arthropoda, Arachnida, Mesostigmata, Varroidae. Gene Ontology annotation, molecular function: oxidoreductase activity, acting on the aldehyde or oxo group of donors, NAD or NADP as acceptor.
CACGAAUUAGUCAACUACUUGUGGCUUCUAGAGAUGAUUUUUGAUGCCAAUCGUUGAUUUCUGUCCUAUAUUCUACUGUCAGUUAGCGUUAGUGAUUGCGUGGCGUUUCCCUGUUCACAUUUGACGAUUGAACUAAGGAAUUAUCUACAAUGACCGGGACCGACGAAUCGUCUACAAUGGUAAAGCCCACCAUUAAGUAUACCCAGUUGUUCAUCAACAAUGAAUUUGUCGACUCUGUUUCGGGGAAAAGGUUUAGUACUUUUAACCCGACCAACGAGGAGCUCAUUACCGAGGUCAGUGAGGCCGAUGCCGCCGAUGUCGAUCGUGCCGUUGCGGCUGCGAAGGCCGCAUUCAAACGCGGUAGCCCCUGGAGAACAAUGGAUGCAUCGCAACGCGGAGUUCUCCUCAACAAGCUUGCCGACCUAAUCGCUCGUGAUAAGGUUUAUUUGACUAAUUUGGAGGUACUCGAUAACGGUAAGCCAUAUGCGGAGGCAGAUUUCGAUAUGGACUGCGCAAUUGCCACGUUUAGAUACUAUGCCGGUUGGAGUGACAAGAUUCACGGAAAGACAAUCCCUGCAGAUGGACUUGUUAUGAGCAUGACUCGUCUUGAGCCCAUUGGUGUUUGUGGCCAAAUUAUUCCAUGGAACUACCCGGUCCUGAUGGUUUCUUGGAAACUGGCACCGGCGCUCGCUAGUGGAAAUUGUUGUGUCCUAAAGCCGGCUGAGCAGACACCCUUGACCGCCCUUUAUAUAGGGGCCCUCAUUAAGGAGGCCGGUUUUCCUGCCGGAGUCGUCAACAUAGUACCCGGAUUCGGUCCUACUGCUGGUGCUGCAAUUUCCCAUCAUAAUGACAUCGCUAAGGUUGCCUUUACGGGUUCUACUGUCGUUGGGCGACUGAUUCAGAAGGCGUCUGGAGAAUCAAAUUUAAAAAGAGUAACGUUGGAGCUGGGUGGGAAAAGUCCUUUGGUAAUUUUUGAUGAUGCCGAUGUUGAAGACGCCGCCAACAUUGCACACGCCGCUGUGUUUGCCAAUAUGGGGCAAUGCUGUUGUGCAGGCACAAGGACCUUCGUUCAGGAAGGUAUCUACGAUGCGUUUGUCAAGAAGGCUCAGGAACUAGCAGAGAAACGCAAAGUUGGCUCUCCGUUCGACAAAGACGUAGUUCAGGGCCCACAGAUCGAUAUCCGGAAGACUAAAAGGAUCAUGGCUCUAAUCGAGAGUGGCAAACAGGAGGGCGCGCGUUGCGUCGCUGGAGGAGCUCGUCUCCCUGGCAAAGGCUUUUUCAUUCAGCCAACAGUAUUCGCAGAUGUUGAAGACCAUAUGCGCAUUGCUCGCGAAGAGAUCUUUGGACCGGUUCAGCAGAUCCUGAAGUUCUCGACAAUGGAAGAGGUUUUGAGGCGCUGCAACGAUACACAAUAUGGGUUAGGUUCCGGUGUGAUCACCAAAAGCAUUGAUCGUGCUCUCACCUUUGCUCAGGGUAUCGAAGCUGGUUCCGUUUGGGUUAACUGCUAUGAUGCUACCAUGGUUCAAACACCGUUCGGUGGUUUUAAGCAAAGCGGUCACGGACGUGAAUUAGGUUACGCCGGUAUAUACGAGUAUCUAGAAAUGAAGACGCGACAACCGCAAAGUUCACGAUUCAUUCCCGUUCAUUGAUGGCGUUUCCGCCGGCAGAAAUCGUACCAGUCGGUUGCACCUCGAGAUACUUCCAACGCGGGUCGACUCCACUCUGCUCCAGAUGAUUAUCAUUCCGCGCGCUCUCAGGCAUUUUUGUGCUGAUCUCUGUCUUGGCGAAGAUUUGUUUCGGAUCUAAGUGAUUUU